Molecule: messenger RNA, 1553 nt
Organism: Aspergillus welwitschiae
Lineage: Eukaryota; Fungi; Ascomycota; Eurotiomycetes; Eurotiales; Aspergillaceae
Product: SDR family NAD(P)-dependent oxidoreductase
Exons: 3
Coding region: 156-965 (269 amino acids)
Source: RefSeq, a predicted model, not a curated record
GCUCGAUGGGAUGUAGUAUAUAGGUCAACAUCAUCACGAGAAUAAUGCGCGAUGACUGUCUCAACUUCAAUUCCUUAAACUGCCCUGGCCUCAACGUGAGUUUCAAUUCUGAUCAAGUCGGCUAGUCUUGUUCCCGAUAAUCGUCGCCCGCGGAUAUGACGCAAACUUGGACCUUUCCGGGAGUUGCCGUCGUCACAGGAGCCGGUGGCACAGGCAUCGGUGCAGCCACAGCAAAAGCAUUUGCUUCGGCAGGAUGUGAAAGAAUCGCAAUCACGGAUCUUAAUUCUGCCUCUUUAGAUCAGACUCGAAAGGCCAUCCUCGCUUCUUACCCUCAGACGCGUCUUCUAGUCAAGGCGGGUGAUAUAUCCGAUGAGAGCUUUGUCGAGUCGUUCGUCAGUGAGGUGGUGGAUACAUUUGGACGGCUGGAUUAUGCGGUCAAUUGCGCCGGAAUCCUAGGAGACGCCAUGCGAACAACCGAGACAUCAACAGCGGUAUUUGACCAUAUCAACAACAUCAAUUACCGGGGUGCUUGGUUCUGUUCUAGAGCAGAGUUGAGACAAAUGGUAGCACAGGAUCCUUUACCGAGUCAUGAUCCGAAUCGCGUUCCUCAGCGAGGGGCUAUUGUGAACGUUGCAAGCCAGCUGGGAAUCGUAGGGCGCCCGAGUGCUCCUGCGUAUUGUAGCUCCAAGGCUGCUGUGAUUGCGAUGACUCGCUCCGAUGCAAUCGACUACUCUGCGGAGGGCAUCCGUGUAAAUUGUGUCUGUCCGGGUGUAAUUGAGACUCCGAUGACAACGUACAGUGAGGAAAUUCGAGAGCACUUUCAACCAGCAGUCGAGAUUGCCCCAAUGAAGAGGAUGGGGAAACCGGAAGAAGUGGCUGAUUCCAUACUCUUCUUGUGUUCGACUUUUGCCUCGUUUGUGCAAGGACAUGCGCUUGUUGUCGACGGAGGGUAUAUCAUCAACUGAUGAGAAGCUUCUUCACCAUAAUAAUGAUAAUGACAAAGGAUGAAAUAAGAUGAACAACAGAUCUGGUGCCGUUAGCAUUCAGGAGACAUGAGAGGAAAUCGAACGGUAUGCCAACAGCUUGCUAUGUAAAGAACGAUAUGGAAGUAUGUAAUCGGAAAUUUGCAUGUGAGAGACAUGACAUCCAAGUUUCCCAAAAAAUAGUAUAGUCAAUGAGCGUUUCUCACCCAGACCAACUCCUAUAAAAUUCUAUCUAUAAUGUACUGUGUCUAUCAAUGACUCGCCACCUCUUUCCAAUCGUAGUUUUUCUCCCAUGCAUAUCCCGCUUUGAGUACCUUGGACUCCUGCCACAACCCUCCGACAAUCUGCAUACCGACUGGGAGCUUGACUUGGGGAUCGUCCUUGGCCGGAGCGUACCCCACUGGUAUGCUCAUCGCUGGGUGUCCCGUAACAUCAAAAAUUGCCGUGUUAAUUGUCAGGCCCAUGCUAGGCUUCAGGGACUCGACCGGUAGGCCUCGUGCACCAUGUCUUGGUGCAACAACGGGAGUGGUUGGCAUUACAACCACAUCGUACUUCUGGAGAAGAUCCUCG